Messenger RNA from Polychytrium aggregatum, 3879 nucleotides. RefSeq names its product Prismane-like protein. NCBI's taxonomy places the organism in Eukaryota, Fungi, Chytridiomycota, Chytridiomycetes, Polychytriales. The transcript is spliced from 6 exons. Gene Ontology annotation, cellular component: cytoplasm. The coding region runs from base 113 to 3700 and encodes 1195 amino acids. Gene Ontology annotation, molecular function: iron-sulfur cluster binding; electron transfer activity; peroxidase activity. Gene Ontology annotation, biological process: response to hydrogen peroxide. The record is from RefSeq and is a predicted model, not a curated record.
UCCGGGUCUUCUACACCGCCCUUCUUCCUCCAUUGAUCCGCCGGGCGAGCCUGUCCUUUGGUCUUGCCUUGAUCGCCCUUCUCCGUAACGCUGAUUGUAACGCGCCUCCGCCAUGGCCAACCCCAAGCUUCUUAUUCUCUACGGCUCGCAGACCGGAACCACCCAGGCGUUCGCCAAGAUCGUCUAUGCCUUUGCCAAGGCUCGCUCCUUCGACGCCCGCCUCUGCACCGGCAAUGAAUACAACCCAGCCGACCUUCCAAACGAGGAGCUCGUCGUCAUCCUCACCUCCACUUUCUACAACGGCGAGUUCCCCGACAACAUUGCCAAGUUUUGGUCCUGGCUGAACAACGAGUCCCACCCGGCUUCCAUGCUCAAGCAAACCCGCUUCACCGUCUUCGGUCUGGGCAACAAGACCACCAAGGGCAACUUCUGUCUCGCUGCCAAGCGCAUCCGCGAUCGGAUGCUCGAUCUUGGAGCCUUCGAGGUCACCCCCGCUGUCUUCAGCGAUGAGUACUCGGAGCACGGCCACGAGUCCAACUUCCGUCCCUGGAUGAAGACUCUCUGGGUCAAGCUUACCGGCUCCAAUACCAAAAUGUCGCUGCCCCGCCACUACAGCAUCAAGCCUUCCACUCAAGUCUUCCGAAUCGCCGAGCGCUUGCAAGAUGGCUACGUCAAGCUCCCUGUCAGCGGCAGAGAGCUCCUGACCCCUGCUGCUUAUGAGCGUCCCGUGUACCUCAUGACCUUUGAUCUGCCCCAGGGUCAGAGCUAUGGCCUGACGGACCAUAUCCAGAUCAAGUGCCACAACUCCCCGCAUCUAGUCGAGCGCCUGGCCAAGCGCAUGGGUCUCGACACCAAUGCUCAGGUCGAGCUGGACCCUACCGAUGCCAUCGGCGAGGACAUGAGGCUUCCCAACCUCCUGUCGGUCCAUCGCCUGCUGUCGCAGCAUCUCGACAUCUCAUCCCCACCUUCGCGCUCGUUCCUCGAGGGUAUCGCCGCCCUCGCUGAGGACGCCGGUGAAGCCGAGAAGAUUGAACACUUUGCCGAGGACAUGACCGCCAGCAGCGAGUACUCCCGAUUGACUGGCGGCGGCCCCGGGCGCCAGCCCUUCUCUCUGGUCGAUGCGCUCGAGCGCUGGCCGAGUGUUCGAAUUACCCUCGAGGAUCUCCUGGGCAACAUCCCCUUGCUUCAGCCCAGAUUCUACUCGAUCUGCUCCGCACCCUCGGUCUCACCCAACCAGAUCCAGAUUUGCUUCCUGAGCGAUACAUGGUCGUCCGCCACGGAUCCAAGCGUUGUCUUCCAGGGCGUCGCGACGGGAUACCUCAAGGACCUCCAGCCCAAUGUCGACGUGGUCGAGGCCAGGAUUGUGAAAGGCCUGCUUCGUCUCCCAGCCGAUCCAAAGACACCCAUCCUCGCUGUCGCUCUCGGUACUGGUGUUGCCGUGUUCCGAGGAAUCCUUCAGCACCGUGCCCACCUCCUUGACCAGGAUCCAUCUUGUGGAGUAUCUCGUAUCCGCCUGUACUAUGGCAUGCGCCAUGCCCAAAAGGACUAUCUCUUCAAGGACGAGCUCCAGGACUUUGUUGACCGAGGCUUGGUCGAGAUCAUUCCCGCAUGCUCCCACGACCAAGCAAAGUUCAUCACUCCGGCUGACAAGAUCCUGGAGUUCCCGACCAGGGUGUCGGAGGUGCUCGACAACGACGGAUACUAUCUCUACUGUGGACUCGGAGGUCUCAUUCCCGUCUACCACGAGUCCGCCAUUGUGUCGGCCCUCCAGAAGGCCCACGAGUCGACAUCGGAGGAGGCCUAUGCGCUCGUCAGCGACUUUAAAGACGCCGCACGCUGGCAAGUCGAGGCGUAUUCCCGCUCCAUGGACGAGGACAACCAGCUCAAGGACUUGAUCGCCAAGGACGGCGUUGACCAGGGCAAGCCCAUUGCCGACGUCAUGGGCUCGGGUGCCAUGUUUUGCUUCCAGUGCGGACAGACCAAUCAAGGCAAAGGAUGCACCACCAUCGGCGUCUGCGGCAAGACCCCGACCGUCGCUGCCCUCCAAGACCUGCUGAUCGAGUGCAUCAAGAAACUGAGUUGGUAUGCGCACCGCAUCCGCACACUGCCCGGUGCUGCUCCGGAGGAGCGCGAGAGCGCCAAGAUCAACCGCUUCACCCUGCUUGCCACCUUCUCGACCCUGACCAACGUCAACUUUGACGAGGCCAAGAUCUCCGAGUUCAUCAGCACCGCGUCGACCUGUACCGAGCAGCUCAAGCAUACAUAUGAACAGCUGUGCCAAAAGUACGGCGCCACGGCCGAGGUUCUUGCCCUGCCCAAUGUCAAGAAGCAGAGCCAGGAUGCCCUCCUGGACAUCGAGGACCUCGUUGCCGAGGGCAAGAAGGUCGGCGUGCUCAGUCGCUUCCGUGCCAACAAGAACGACGCCCUCGUUGGUCUCCAGGAAAUGCUCGUGUAUGGUCUCAAGGGUCUCUGUGCCUACACCGAUCACUCGCUGCAGUACGAGAACGAGCGCCCCGAGAUCUACGCCUAUGUCCACGAAGCAUUUGCGUUUUUGCUGUCGCCGCAGGCGGCCAAAAUGGACAAGGUGCUGGAGAUGCUCAUGAGAUGUGGCCAGGUCAACAUCACCGCCCUGGAGCUGCUUCACCAGUCCAACAACACCUUUGGCGCACAGAGCCCUGCCGUGGCCCAAGCCAAGCCCGUUCCCGGCAAGGCCAUCCUCGUCUCCGGCCAUGAUCUCAAGAUCCUCGGAGACCUGCUUGCCCAGUGUGCCGACUACAAGCUCCGCACCGGCGUGCACGUCAACGUCUUUACCCACGGAGAGAUGCUGCCGGCCCACGGAUAUCCAAAGCUACGAGAGUCGCCCCACCUUGCCGGCCACUUUGGUGUUGCCUGGCAGCGACAGUCGAUCGAGUUUGGCCACUUUCCUGGCCCGAUCUUGAUGACCAGCAACUGCCUCACCCAGCCCAAAGACGAGUACCGAGACCGCAUCUUCACAGCCGGACCCGUGGGCUGGCCCAAGAUCCCCCACAUUGUCGGUUCGGACUACUCGGUCGUCAUUGAGAUGGCAGCCAAGCUCGGGGGAUUCGGCGCCGAGACAAAGUUCAGCUAUCCCGAGAACGUCUUUACGGCUGCGACCGAGAGCUACAACGUCGGCUGGGGCAGCGAGGUGGUCAUUGGCGCCGCCGGAACCGUGCUCGAUGCCGUCAAGGCAGGCUUGAUCACCCGCUUCUAUGUUAUCGGCGGAUGCGACGGCUACGAGGGUGAGCGCUCGUACUAUACCGACCUCGCGGCCGCCCUGCCAGACACCUCUGUAGUUCUGACCGUCGGCUGCGGCAAGUAUCGGAUCAACCAUCUGCAGUACAGCAAUGUCGGCGACAGCGGUAUCCCGCGCCUCCUCGACCUGGGCCAGUGCAACGACUCGUACUCGGCCGUCCAGAUUGCCCUGGCGCUGGCGGGCGCUCUCAACUGCGGCGUCAACGAUCUCCCGCUGUCGAUUGUGCUCUCGUGGUUCGAGCAAAAGGCCGUCGUCGUGUUGCUCUCGCUCCUAUCGCUGGGUAUCCGAAACAUCCGCGUGGGUCCGACCGUCCCGGCGUUCCUGCGCCCGUCGAUCGUCAAGGUCCUCAACGAAAAGUUCAACCUGAUGCCGAUCGGUGCCGAUCCGCUCGAAGACAUCCGAAAGAUGGUCGCUGGAGAGGCUUGAGCAACCGUCAUGCGGCGAUUGGCUUUGUGCCUCUGCUCCCCCUCUCCCUCCCGCCAUUUGAGUAUGUGCGGUCGUGACCGUCUUCCGUCCCCUCCCCUCGUUGUUUUUUGUUCUAUCUAUUCUCAUUCCCUUUCAGCCCAAGCCUGGACCCUGGACCCUGGACCCUGGACCCUGGACCC